CACGGGGCACGGGGCUGGCAGUCCUGGCCGCGUCGCCGAAGGGGCCGCGGAGACAGCGCAGGGCUCGCGGCACGGCACUGGAAGCGCGGGGUGGAGUGGAAAGCGUGCUGGAAGCGCGCGAAGGCACAUCCAGAGGGUCUCGACAGGUUAGGUGGGACACUGUAAGGUAAACUUUGGAGCCCGGAGCCGCCAUGGAGUUCGACGAGGCCCUGGAGAGGGUGGGCACCUUCGGCCGCUUCCAGUGCCUCAACUACGCCCUGCUGCUGCUGCCCGUGGCGCACACCGCCAUCUACAUGAUGAACCACAUCUUCGCGUCCAGGGACCUGCCUUACAGGUGCUACGUGCCGGAGUGCGACGGCGCGCCCGGCGCCCAGGAGCUGGACCCGCCGUGGCUGGCGUGGGCCGUGCCGCCCAGCCAGGUGCAGCGGCCCUGGCCCUCCAACCACCGCCCCCCGGACACCUGCCUGCGCUACGCCGCGCAGAGGGGCGCCGUCGCCGACCCCGCCGGCCCGGGGUGCUGGCCGGAGACCUUCAUCACGACGCGCACCGAGACGUGCGACCGUUGGGUGUUCCCGCAGCACGACAAGACCCUCGUGUCGGAGUUCAACAUCACCUGUGCGGAGAACCGGUGGAAGUUGACGAUGGUCGGGUCCAUCAACUUCAUGGGCCAGCUGCUGGGAAUGCCGUUCGCCGGGGUGUUUUCGGACAGGUUCGGCCGCCGCGGGCUGCUGCUCCUCACAGUGCCGCUGUCCUGGGCGAGCGGUAUGGCGCGCUCCUUCGCGCCCAACUACACCGCGUUCCUGGUCUUCGAGAUGCUGGACGCCUUCUUCGCGGCGGGCAUCUACAGCGCCUGCUUCAUCCUGGGUGUCGAGCUGAUGGCUGGGCAGCAGCGCGUGGUGGGCAGCUCGCUGGUGGCCAGCUUCUACUCGCUGGGCUGCGCCUUCCUCGGCGCCGUGGCCUGGUGGCAGCCGGACUGGCGGUGGCUCACCCGGGUGGCCUACGUGCCGGCGGGGUUGUCCGUGGUGGCAGUGUGGCUGCUGCCCGAGUCCGUGCGCUGGCUGCUGUCGCGCAACCGCGUCGCGGACGCGCAGGCCGUCCUCAAGAGGGUGGCCGCCGUCAACGGCGUGCCCCUGUCCGCGCCGCUGCUGCUGCGUAGCUCCGACGCCCACGCAGGGGACGCGAGCUCCAUCGCCUCCACCGACACAGCGCCGCGACAAUCGACCGGGGGCACGUCUGAGUGGCCGGUGCUGCAGGUGAUCCGGUCCAGGCUGCUGCUGCGCCGGCUGUUCCUCACGGCCAUGCUGUGGGUGGUCAACUCGUUCGUGUACUUCGGGCUGGCGCUGCGCUCCGUCGCCCUGGCCGGCGACCUGCACCUCAACUUCAUCCUGGCCGCCCUCGUCGAGAUCCCCUCGUACGUGUUCGCGUGGUACCUGUCGGAGCGCUGGGGCCGCCGCGUCAGCGUCAGCGCGUCCCUGGCGCUCACGGGCGGCUCGCUGCUGGCCUUCCUCGUGCUGCCCUCCGGCCUGCUGCCCCUGCAGCUCAUCCUGUACCUGACCGGCAAGCUGGCCAUCACGGCCUCCUUCACGGUGCUCUUCGUCUUCACGGCCGAGCUGUUCCCCACCAACGCGCGCCACUCCAUGAUCGGCGUGUGCUCCACCAUCGGCCGCAUGGGGUCCACGCUGGCGCCGCAGACCCCUCUGCUGGAGGUGUUCUUCUGGGGCAUGCCCAUCUUGCUGUUCGGGCUGAUGAGCGUGGGCGGCGCCUUCCUGGCGCUGCUGCUGCCCGAGACGCUCAACAAGGCCCUGCCCGACAACGUGACGCAGGCCAAGGCGGUGGGCAGGGUACACCGCAAGCCGGCGCCCUCCGCGCCGUCGCCGAGGCUCUGCCACGUCAGCCUCUGAACCAGCCGCCCUGGCGUCCUGGCGCCGUCGUCCCGGUGCACGUCAAGGACGGCGACGGCGACAACCGGCCUUUCCCACCAGGGGAGAUGAUGGACUCGCCGCGGAACGCGUCCUGUCUCUGUCGCACUUGUGGGGCACUGCCUUGGAGUGCGAUAGACACAGAGCGACGAGCCGCAGACGCACAGUGGGCCAGAAGACGGGCGCCGGCGACCGAAACUCUAGACGCGUUUUGAGCUCCAGAGUCUCUAGGCAGGAGUCAAACCGAGUGUGUGAUCCCACCAAUGGAUUCCUCGUUCGGAGAGCAAUCCAUUGGUGGGGUCACGCGCUCGGUUCGAGUCCCAUUUAGCGACUGUGGAUCUCAAAACGCGUCCAGAGUUCUGGCCGCCGCGCCGGUCUUUGGGUCCACUGCUAGCCCACUGUGAGAUGGGCGCGAUAUGGGCGGCCCGGAAGUGGCCGCCGUGCACCGCCGCGGCGAGUCAGUGACCGCCACACUGGCAGUCCUGGGCAGUCCACUCCACUGCAGUCCACCCGCGGCGCCGCGGUGCGCCAUCCACUGUCUUGCCUUCUGGAAAAUAAAGAACUGCAACCCGACGCCCUUUGCUUUCGACUCGGCGCCUCGUGCACCACGAUCCUCGUGGAGACCCUCGUUGCCGCGACGCGCCUCGAAGCGGAAGCGCCUUGAGCUUCCGGCUUUCGGACACGGGUAGGUUAGGUUAGGUUAGGUACGUAGGUACGUCCGGUUCGGUGUUUGCUGUUCGGUUUGUUAUUUUUAGACUCCCUUUGUCGCGUUGAGCCGACGGCAUGGCCUGCGGCUGCGCGACCCGCUUAAGUCCAGUGGCACCCGGACCCGGGGUGCUGGGGCCCGAGCAGAUUCGAGGUGAACCUGUCGGCGUCCACCCGGGUGGCGUCUAGAAGAGCUCACCAUGCUCACUCACUCUCACUCACUCACUGAUUCCCAUCGUGCACAGGCAAACUAGUUGUUGCCAGUCUUACCCCCUACUUCAACAAACAAGCCAAAAAGUGACCCAGUGGCCUUUAAACACGUUUUACUUAAUUUAAUCAAAGUGACUCACUCACUCCUGCGGGUGAAUGAGGUGCGCUCUUUCAUCUCCUGCAGGUUAGGGAAUUAUUGUCAAAAGUUGGCAACAACUAGUCUACCUGUGCACGAUGUGAAUCGGUGAGUGAGUGAGAGUGAGUGAGCAUAGUGAGCUCUUCUAGACGCCACCCCGGAGCAUCUGGAACCGAGUCCCGUUUUGGGGGCAACACCACGGAACGUUCCAGAAGACCGAAAGAACAAAACCCCCCCUCCACCAGCAGUGAGCCUCAAAUCGAAGGACUUUGAUCAGAAUGCGACGAAACGCGUAAAAUGAAGAAGAGGAAUUC
Messenger RNA from Thrips palmi, 3284 nucleotides. Its product is annotated as solute carrier family 22 member 5-like. Gene Ontology annotation, biological process: transmembrane transport. The transcript has 11 exons. Gene Ontology annotation, cellular component: membrane. The coding region runs from base 192 to 1901 and encodes 569 amino acids. The record is from RefSeq and is a predicted model, not a curated record. Gene Ontology annotation, molecular function: transmembrane transporter activity. NCBI's taxonomy places the organism in Eukaryota, Metazoa, Arthropoda, Insecta, Thysanoptera, Thripidae.